CUUUUUUCCCUCUUUCUCCUGGCCAUUUUGCGUGCAUUUCCCCCAAACCCAGAACAGAAAAAACAGCAAAGCAAAACCAAAAAAGGAAAAAAAAAAUUAAAAACACAAAAAACCCAGUUUUCUCAAACCCUAUUGUUCAUCAUCAUAACAAAGAGAAAACUCAAAAUACAAUAAUUUUGGCUGCAAAAACCCAUUCUUUCCUUAUUGUUUUUCAUGUUAUAUUGGUUGAGAUCUUAUCCCUCAUAAAAAGGGUUUUCAAAUCGGAUCAGUGACUGGGGGAAAGCGCCAAGUAAUUUUCGGGUUUGAUCAGCAUAUUGGAACUUUCUCAGUGUUGAAUUCAGCUUUUUGUUGAGUAAUUUACAGCUCCAGAUCGGAGGGAAAAUAUGGUCUUUGGUGGAUAUUUGAGGUUGGGAAUUGAAUGAUAGAGAUUAGGGUAUGGAAGAGGACUGUAUGUACUACUAGAGACCGGGAACUACUGAAGCAAAGGAAAAAGAAAAGGAGGUUUUCGAGCUUUUCAGGUGAAAAGGGGAUCGCGUUUUUCGUCAUUUUUUGUGUAGGCUUAAUAGUGUAGGGAAUGCUUGUGUUAUUUGCAUUUGGAAUUGAUAUGCAAGAGGUGACGUUUGUAAAGUUUUGGUUUUGCAGACAAGAAAAAGGAUCAGAUUACUUUGGAAAAGGAAAAUCAUUUGGUUUGACAUAGCUCUUGAAAGGCUUUUGUGGUGGUUUUUCGUGUUUUAACUCGGUCGUCUUAGAUUUAGAGUAUAUUGAAAGGAGUUUCAGAUUACUCUGUUGAUCACAUUGGGAUAUUUGAAGUGAAGAGCUAGUUUAAUUAAGUUGGUUUUGGCUGUUGGUUGGUUUUUGGACUGAUUUGAGUUAAAAGGAUUAAAUGGAGGUGCAUUGAAGCUGGAAAGUAAUGUGGGGUCAUGGUGAAUGGACAGAAGUCUAGUUGCUUGUUACUGGAACACUGCUGUGAGAAAGUAACUGAAGGACACUGUUUCCGAAACAGCGCCUUUUUAACUCAGAGUAGAAUUCUGUGCCAUGUCGCGUUGCUUUCCAUUUCCACCACCAGGAUAUGAUAAGAAGCCUAGACCAGAGGACAGGGACUUAUUAAAAGAGGAGAAACGGAAAGAGAAAAAACAUAAAAAGGAAAAGGACAAAGAUAAGAAAGAAGGUAAAGAAAAAAGGGAUAAAGACAGAAGUGAUGGGAAACACAGAGAAAAGAAGGACAAAAAGGAUAAACACCGGGACAAGAAGGAAAAACACGAGGACAAAAAGAAGGACAAGGAUAAGGAUAAAGAGAGAAGCGACAUCUCUGAAGAGGCAAAAGUUGCUGUUCCACCUGGGGCUUCUAGUGGACAGAAGCUUCCUAGUGGAGACGAACAUUUCAAAAAUGAAAGCAUCAACUCACAGGAAGCGAAAUUCCAUGAUCAGUCUCAUGGCCAGCUUGCUGAAAAGCUCUUUAAAUCCAGCCUCCCCAUUGUUGAGACAGAGGAGUCAAGAUAUGUGCAGGAUUUGGCUAGGAGGCUUAGAGAUGACCAGAAUGGCGCAGUCAGUCAGUUGGCUGAGAGAUUUCCAGUUGAGUCGAAAAGGGAUGCGAAGUCAAACAGUAUGUAUAUCAAGGAUUCGGGUAAUUUGGCUAGAGAAAAGGAAAAGAACAAGGAGAGAAGUGAUUUUACCAACAAGAUGGAUGGACAUCAAGUCAGAGUUGAACCGAGAAUUGGUGCUAAUGCAAAACUUCCGAGCUUUUCAGAGAUGGAAAAUAGAAACUUUCAUGGAUUGCUACCACCAUUGGAAGAGAAUGUUGAGAACAGGAGACAGGACAAAGAGAAAUCCAAAGGAAGACGAGAUGACAAACCAAGAGACAAGAAGAAGAAAAAAGAAAAGGAUGCGAAAAGUCAUGGAAAGGAUAAAGAAAAGAAAAAGGAAGAGAAGGGGAAGGACAAAAGUGCACACAAGAAAAGUGAAAAGGAUAAAUCAAAGGACAUCAAUCAGAGCACUUCUCUCAGUGUUAGUAACACCAACCACCAAGUUCCAGUUGUACUCAAGGAUACCAUUGCUGGAGUCACAGAGGGAAAUCACAGAAAAAGAAAGGAUAUUGAAACAAACGGUUUCUUGCAUGAGAAUGAAGUCAGGCCUGCUAAAUUGCUGCGGCCCUCAUCCUCUCAUCAUCCCACACUGAAUGGAAAGAGAUUAGAGAUUCACCAAAAAGCAGACAUGUUAUCUUCCAACAAACAAGGUGUUGUCACCAAUAUUCAGGUGAUAAACAAGGAGCAGAGUCUCAAUGGUACAAGUAAGUUGUCCAACAAGCACGGAGUUGGCACUGAUAUUGAGAUGGGAAACAUGGAAACUCACAAAAACAGACAUGUUAUCUUCCCACAAACAAGGUGUUGUCACCAAUAUUCAGGUGAUAAACAAGGAGCAGAGUCUCAAUGGUACAAGUAAGUUGUCCAACAAGCACGGAGUUGGCACUGAUAUUGAGAUGGGAAACAUGGAAACUCACAAAAACAGACAUGUUAUCUUCCCACAAACAAGGUGUUGUCACCAAUAUUCAGGUGAUAAACAAGGAGCAGAGUCUCAAUGGUACAAGUAAGUUGUCCAACAAGCACGGAGUUGGCACUGAUAUUGAGAUGGGAAACAUGGAAACUCACAAAAAAACAGACAUGUUAUCUUCCCACAGAGAAGGUGUUGCCACCGACACUCAGGUGAUAAACAAGGAGAAGAGUCUCAAUGGUACAUUUAAGUUAUCCAACAAGAACGGAGUUGCCACUGAUAUUGAGAUGGCAAACAUGGAGACUCACCAAAAAACAGACAUGUUAUCUUCCCACAAACAAGGUGUUACUACUGAUAUUCAGGUGAUAAACAAGGAGCAGAGUCUCAAUGGUACAAUUAAGUUAUCCAACAAGCACAGAGUUGCCACUGAUAUUGAGAUGGGAAACAAGGAGCGUGGGGUUAAUGGUACAAUUAAGUUACCCAACAAGCACGGAGUUGCCACUGAUAUCGAGGUUGGAAACAAGGAGCGCAGGGUCAAUGGUACAAUUAAAGGUCAGCCAUUAACUAUGUCUAAACCAAAGACAUUGGCUCAAUCUAAACCAAAGGCUUCUUCCAUGUCUCCUGGUGCUGAUCAUAUUGCUGAAGCGUCUAAAAGACCUCCUCAUCCCGAUUCCAAGUAUCUGAACCAGAUACUCUCAGUUCCCAAGAUGGACGAGUGGUCUGGAUUUUAUGACCAGGAAUGGUUGCUUGGAAGCAAGAGUACUCUGGUUAGGAAACCCGACGUGUGUCUUGAUGAAGUUAAGGACCAUCAGGUAUGGUCAGAAGCUUUGCAAAUAGACUCUGCUGAUGUUUUUGCUCUCCCAUACGUAAUACCUUAUUGACUGCUGUUGACAUGAUGAGUUUCCAAGGACCAAGCUAAGCUAUUUGGCUCGGAGAUGCCCAUGCUGGGCUCUCGAUUGGAUUCUUUCUCACCUUCCUACUCUGAUGGCUGCAUCAAGUUCUGAUAUUUACUCAAGAGUUAGGUACAUCAAUCACCAUUGCUGUUCUUUUUCGCGGGCUUGACACAGAAGCCAUUUGUUGCCAUGUACUUGAACAUUUAACUGUUACAGCCCCAGAUGAAACUAACCUUUGUGUGUAGGAAGUUGCAUGCAUAAAAGCUUAGAUGCCAUUCUAAUUGUGAGUGUAAACAAACUAGUAUUUGUGGUCUUUACAACUCCACACAAAUUUUGAUUUUGUAAUAUA
Molecule: messenger RNA, 3729 nt
Organism: Solanum tuberosum (potato)
Lineage: Eukaryota; Viridiplantae; Streptophyta; Magnoliopsida; Solanales; Solanaceae
Product: transcription initiation factor TFIID subunit 3-like
Exons: 4
Coding region: 1036-2439 (467 amino acids)
Source: RefSeq, a predicted model, not a curated record